AAACAUAAACAAAAACAAUUUAAGAUUUCCUUAACAAUAAUAAUUACUCAAUUAACACCCCCUUUGAAUGAGUCUUUCAUUUAGUUCAAUUUGGCACAACUACAUGCACCGCUCCUGAAAGUGAUGUCUUCCAUCCUUCCUUUUUUUUUUUGGGUGAAUCCAUCCUUCCUUCAAUAGCUUCAAGUAACAGUCUAUUAUUUCCCAUUAUCAUUUGAUAGACAAGCUUACACAUCUUUUUUUUCUUCUUUCUCUUUAUGUAUACAUAUUUAGAAUUUAUUGAGCGUCCACUCAUGCCAAAAAUAUAUAUCUUAUAGUUUUUUCCUUAAGGUGAAGUAGCUGAAUGCCCCUCUCCGUACCAUCAAGGGGUUCUUCUUUGGUUGCCAUUUGGUAAGAGGGCCUAGUACAUCUCUUUUCAACAGAAAAACAAGACCACAUCAUUGGAUUCUAUUUUUAGUAAAUUAGUUAAUUUGUCUUCCAUCCAAUGAAGCUUUCCAGCCAAGUGGACUACUCAGGGUCUGAACUUUGAUGGCUGUUUUGUAUGUAAGGAAAGUGGAGAUUUACAAGAGAAAGCAGAUCAGAUCAUAAAGGAAUAAAAUCACCAUUCAUCAGUUAGUAGGAGUACUCACAAAAGGAAGCAAGUAAUUUUGAAUUUCCAAAACCCAAAAGAUUAUUAAGGCAAGGACAUUUAUUACCUUACCUGCAAAUAAUUAAUGCUCCCCCAACUACAUUAUUAUUACCAGCGGGGGAAUAAUUCUCUUUUUCACCUCCUCCUUCUCCUUGGUUUCUCCACUACUUAGAACCUGGCCCCUAACAUCCUAAACAAAAAACGUAACGUUUUAGCAGCAGUGGUAACUAUUAUAAGGUGAAAAAUUGAAGGCCCGUGGCCAUGGAAAACAUCAGAAAUUGGGCAGAAUUAGGGAUUGUGGAUACUAUCUACGAAGACGAUGUUGAAGAUUCCGAUGAUUCUUCUGUUUCUAUUUCUCCAGGAAUCUCUCCAUCUCCUUCACCUCCCCGCUCCAGGGUCGUUUCCUGGUCCCAAGUUACAGGGAACGAGACUGAUGUAGUCAUACAUGUUGAAAGCUCACGUUUUCGCCUACACAAGGAUCCAUUGGCAGCAAGGAGUGGAUUUCUGAAAAGGAAGCUGAAGGGUUUGUCCGAAUUAACCCUCUCUCCGCCGUUAAAGAUAACGGCCGAAACAUUUUCCUUAAUCGCCGAGUUCUGCUACGACUCUCACAUCGUCAUAACGCCGUUUAACGUCGCCGCACUUCGUACGGCGGCGGAAUUGCUAGAAAUGGCGGAGGCUAAUAACAUUGCAGGUGGCGAAAACUUGGCUCAGAGAACGGAAGCAUAUUUCCGGCGUGUAAUUGCCGUUAAUCGUGAGUAUGCAUCGAUCGUGCUGCGUUCUUGUAUUCCCCUGCUUCCGGAGUGUGAAACGACGUCGUCACUGUUGAGUAGAUGUAUUGAAGCGUUAAGUUUGGUAGACGACGGUGAUUGCAUUUUGAGGUGCCUCAACGACGUUAAAGAGUUGCGGCCUGUGGAAUUUCUGGUAAUCAUCACGUCAAUGAAUCGGUGGUUGGGCGGAAGCCAUGAUCAGCUCUAUAGAGUUGUUGACCUUUAUCUUAAGGAAUACAAGGGGAAGAUAUCAGAUGAAGAAAAAAUUGCAAUGUGCAAUUACAUCGACUGUACAAUCCUCUCGCCUCAACUUCUCAUGCACGCGGUUCAAAACGCCAAAAUGCCUUUAAGGUUUGUCGUCCAAGCUAUGUUCAUUGAGCAAUUGAACACCCGUCGCUCUAUCCUAACCGCGACUGUUUCUGACAACAACCAACACCAACACCAACACCGCGAUCAUCACAUGAAUCAUCAGCUCCAAAACAAAAACGAAGUCACUUUGGGUACAAUUCUCGAACGAGAUGCAGCACUUCGUCAAGUCUCACAGCUCAAGGCAGCAAUGAACGCCACGAGCUCGCGAAUCCAGAGUCUAGAGCAAGAGUUGAGUGGCAUGAAGAAGCUUCUUGAAGAAUCAGAUCAAAACGCGAAGAAUAAUUUGUCUCAUAACUCUGCUCGCUCAGCUAGUUUUCGAUUGAGUUCCGAGAAUAAGAUUGAUAGAGGGCAAAUUGGAUCAGUCUCUUCAGCAAGCUUUCGGAUACUUACAGCUAGAGAUAGAGCGAUCAUGGGGUCGUCCAAUUCAUCAGAAAUAUCAUUCGAAGAAAGUACAAAAGUGGAAAAGAGUAAUUUUAGUCGAAGGCUUAUGAACGGCUUAAAGAGCGCAUUCAGAGUAUCAAAGAAGAAAACGGAGACGAAGGUGGAAAAUGCAAAAGAGGCUGAAGAUGGUAAAGAACAACUUGGUGAUGUUGUGGUAAUAAAGAAGGAUGUGCCUUUUCGCAGGCAGCCUCGUUCUCUAGAGUAGAAAAUAAAGAUCUAUUCGUUUUCACAAAUCUAUUUAGUUUCUAUUGAAUUUGUCUUCUCUUAUUAGUUUAUCAGAUUACCUUCAUGACAAGAUUCUACGUUUCUCUAAAUUGAUAUGGGGAACGGUAUAGGAUUUAAACUGUGUUACUAGUUGCUUGAUUUGUGCUGUCUGCACACUGUUGUCCGUUUAGCGGAAUUUUAGUAAGGUCAAAAGUGAUUUUCCUUUAACAAGACAUUGCUUGGUUUAA
Messenger RNA from Capsicum annuum, 2654 nucleotides. Its product is annotated as BTB/POZ domain-containing protein At3g49900. The coding region runs from base 887 to 2407 and encodes 506 amino acids. The transcript has 4 exons. Lineage: Eukaryota; Viridiplantae; Streptophyta; Magnoliopsida; Solanales; Solanaceae. The record is from RefSeq and is a predicted model, not a curated record. Gene Ontology annotation, molecular function: protein binding.